Xenopus laevis (African clawed frog) is the source of this 1101-nucleotide messenger RNA. RefSeq names its product vomeronasal type-2 receptor 26-like. Bases 1 to 1071 code for a protein of 356 amino acids. The record is from RefSeq and is a predicted model, not a curated record. The transcript has 4 exons. NCBI's taxonomy places the organism in Eukaryota, Metazoa, Chordata, Amphibia, Anura, Pipidae.
AUGCUCCUCUUCUGUGUGCGCCGCUUAUUAACCCUUUGGUUCUGCUCCUAUACCCCGUCCAAGAUGCCACAAUCUCUGUGCAAUGAGCCCUGUGUCACAGGAUACAGGAAAGCUAAAAUAGAAGGGAAGCCAUCUUGUUGUUAUGAAUGUGUCAAGUGUGCAGAUGGGGAAAUGUCCAACACAACAGAUGCACUCAACUGUUUUAUAUGCUCUGAAUAUCAGAAGUCUAAUAAGCGGAGAACAGAAUGUGUCCUGAAAGACAUAGACUACCUUUCCUAUAAAGAUACCCUGGGGGCCAGUUUAACAUCUAUGACUUUGAUUCUCUUCAUCACAGCUUUUGUCGUUUUGGGAAUAUUUAUGAAAUAUUGUGACACUCCUAUUGUGAAGGCCAAUAACCAAAAUCUUAGCUUCCUCCUCCUCAUCUCUCUCAUGUUGUGUUUCCUUUGUACUUUAUUAUUCAUUGGGCGUCCAACGAAGUUAUGUUGUCUCCUCCGGCAAGUCAAUUUUGGUAUUCUGUUUACCACUUCUAUUUCUAUUGUGUUGGCUAAAACUCUCACAGUUAUAAUUGCCUUCAAUGCCACAAAGCCUGGGAGCAAGCUGAAGAAGUAUGUAGGAACCCAACUGGCCAUCACAGUAGUCAUUGUAUGUUGUUUAGGCGUGAUGAUCAUCUCAACUGUGUGGAUGGCUUCAAAUCCUCCAUUUCUGGAGGCUGAUACAUUGUCUGAAACUGACACCGUACUUUUAAUGUGUAAUGAAGGAUCUGUGUUGUUUUUCUUCAGUGUAAUUGGUUACAUGACUGCUCUGGCUCUGUUCAGUUUCAUUGCUGCAUUUCUAGCCAAGGAUUUCCCUGACCGAUUUAAUGAGGCUAAAAACAUCACUUUCAGUAUGUUGGUGUUCUGUAGUGUGUGGGUGACAUUUGUCCCUGCAUACCUGAGCAGUAAGGGGAGUAGAAUGGUGGCAGUUGAGAUAUUUGCCAUGUUAUCUUCCAGUGCUGGAUUAUUGGGCUGUAUAUUUGUUCCUAAAUGUUAUAUUAUUUUUUUUAAGCCAGAACAGAACAAAAGAAAAUUGUAAAAUUGUCCCUUCAUUUGUUCUAAUAGAAUA